Molecule: messenger RNA, 468 nt
Organism: Procambarus clarkii (red swamp crayfish)
Lineage: Eukaryota; Metazoa; Arthropoda; Malacostraca; Decapoda; Cambaridae
Source: RefSeq, a predicted model, not a curated record
AUAUAACCACAUCAGUAAGAAAAUGUCUGUAUCCAUUAAGGUAAUUAGACGAGACCAGACAGAAGGACCAAAUUGGAAAUGAAAAGGAAAUACUCUAUGCGAGUUUCUAAACUAGACCAGGGGACAUGUUAAUGACCCAUGUUUACUAUACUAUGGUAUUUUUAUACAGGUUAUGGAGGCUACUGGAGCAUGGAGGAUUCGGCAAGAUGGUGGUGAUGCUACUUGGGAACAAAGGACACUACCAAGGGGAUGAUAGACAGGUGACAUGGCAAAGAGGGAAGGAGCUGGCAGACGAGGCUGGUAUUAAAUUUCUCGAAGUGUCUGACGUGACAGGGACCAAUAUUGAGCAAGCUCUGGUCAGCAUCACCAGUGCUAUCUUAGCUAAGGAGACAAAUGUCAUAUCAAGUGCCAAGCCUUCCGUGUUCUGUUCCUUACAAUGACCAUGACUGAACCUGCCUUGGACAAGCC